Messenger RNA from Meleagris gallopavo (turkey), 4675 nucleotides. Lineage: Eukaryota; Metazoa; Chordata; Aves; Galliformes; Phasianidae. The record is from RefSeq and is a predicted model, not a curated record.
CUGAUAUGGUUGACUAUGCUUUUUCUUUUUUUGGCAGAUAAAAAUUUUGAUGAUGAAGACUCUGUGGAUGGGAACAGACCUUCCUCAGCUAACUCCUCUACGUCUUCAAAGGCCCCUGCAAACUCACGUAGAGUUGGAAUGGGGACUACUCGCAGACUUGGGUCUGCAGCUCUGGGAUCCAAGUCCUCAACAGGCAAAGAGGGAGCAGGUGCUGUGGAUGAAGAAGACUUCAUUAAGGCAUUUGAAGAUGUCCCAACAGUUCAAAUUUAUUCUAGCCGGGAUCUUGAGGAAUCCAUAAACAAAAUAAGAGAGAUACUAUCUGAUGAUAAACAUGACUGGGAACAGAGAGUAUCUGCUUUGAAAAAGAUCCGCUCCUUACUGUUGGCUGGAGCUGCAGAAUACGAUAACUUCUUCCAACACUUACGGCUCCUGGAUGGAGCAUUUAAAUUAUCUGCUAAAGACUUGCGAUCUCAGGUGGUGCGGGAAGCUUGUAUCACACUGGGACAUUUAUCAUCAGUUCUGGGAAACAAGUUUGAUCAUGGGGCAGAAGCCAUUAUGCCAACAAUUUUUAAUCUAAUUCCAAAUAGUGCCAAAGUCAUGGCCACUUCUGGUGUUGUAGCAGUUAGAUUAAUCAUUCGACAUACACACAUCCCCCGACUAAUACCCAUCAUAACCAGUAAUUGUACCUCCAAGUCUGUGGCAGUUAGAAGGCGCUGUUUUGAAUUUUUAGACCUGCUGCUGCAAGAGUGGCAAACCCACUCCCUAGAAAGACACAUAUCGGUGUUAGCUGAAACAAUAAAGAAGGGAAUUCAUGAUGCAGACUCUGAAGCCAGGAUAGAAGCAAGAAAGUGUUAUUGGGGUUUCCACAGUCACUUCAGCAGAGAAGCAGACCAUUUGUACCACACCUUGGAGUCCUCCUACCAGAAGGCCCUGCAGUCGCAUUUGAAGAACUCUGACAGCAUCGUGUCCUUGCCACAGUCAGAUCGCUCCUCCUCCAGCUCCCAGGAGAGUCUCAACCGUCCACUGUCUGCCAAAAGAAGUCCUACUGGAAGUACUACAUCAAGAGCAUCUACAGUAAGUACAAAAUCUGUGUCAACACCAGGAUCUCUGCAGCGAUCCCGCAGUGACGUUGAUGUGAAUGCAGCAGCUAGUGCCAAGUCGAAAGUGACAUCUUCUGGAGCAUCCACCCCCUUCAGUUCUGCUGCAGCCCUGCCCCCAGGCUCAUAUGCAUCACUAGAUGGUACUACCACUAAAACUGAGGGUCGGAUUCGUACAAGGAGGCAGAGCUCUGGCAGUGCCACCAGCGUCACCUCGACACCUGCUGAUACUCGAGGCCGCAGCCGGGCUAAAGUGGUUUCCCAGUCCCAGCGAUCCAGAUCAGCUAAUCCUGCUGGUGCUGGUAGUCGCUCUAGUUCUCCGGGUAAGCUGUUAGGAAGCACCUAUGGUGGCUUGAGCAGUGGAACAUCCAGAGUUCAACCUGUGCCAUCGUCUUCAGAGAAGCGCAGCAAGAUCCCUCGGAGCCAGGGAUGCAGUCGAGAGACGAGUCCCAACAGAAUAGGACUAGCACGGAGCAGUCGUAUCCCCCGACCCAGCAUGAGUCAGGGGUGCAGCCGUGAUACCAGCCGUGAGAGCAGUCGAGAUACAAGCCCUGCUCGGGGCUUUCCUCCACUUGACCGGUUUGGACUCGGACAGUCAGGCAGGAUGCCUGCUUCUGUGAAUGCCAUGCGAGUCCUGAGCACAAGCACAGACCUGGAGGCCGCUGUGGCUGAUGCACUGCUGUUAGGAGACUCCAGGAGCAAGAAAAAGCCAGUGAGAAGAAGAUAUGAACCCUAUGGGAUGUACUCUGAUGAUGACGCUAACAGUGAUGCAUCAAGCGCUUGCUCCGAGCGCUCCUAUGGUUCCAGGAACGGAGGCAUUCCACACUAUCUGCGGCAGACCGAAGAUGUGGCCGAGGUCCUGAACCACUGUGCCAGCUCCAACUGGUCUGAAAGGAAGGAGGGCCUCAUAGGUCUCCAGAACUUAUUGAAAAGCCAGCGGACACUGAGCCGAGUGGAAUUAAAAAGGCUGUGUGAAAUAUUUACUCGCAUGUUUGCUGACCCUCACAGCAAGAGAGUCUUCAGCAUGUUUCUGGAAACCCUUGUUGAUUUCAUCAUCAUUCACAAAGAUGACUUGCAGGAUUGGCUUUUUGUUCUCCUGACACAGUUGCUGAAGAAAAUGGGAGCAGAUUUGCUGGGAUCUGUGCAGGCGAAAGUUCAGAAAGCUCUGGAUGUCACCAGGGAUUCUUUUCCAUUUGAUCAACAAUUUAACAUUUUGAUGAGGUUUAUUGUGGAUCAGACCCAAACACCAAACCUCAAGGUGAAAGUAGCUAUCCUGAAAUAUAUUGAGUCCUUGGCAAGACAGAUGGAUCCGACGGACUUUGUGAACUCUAGCGAGACAAGACUUGCUGUGUCUAGAAUUAUAACUUGGACAACAGAACCAAAGAGCUCAGAUGUGAGAAAGACCAUGCAUAGUUGGGUAGGUGAGGAUUUGCCAGCUAGGACAACUACAGCUUCCUCAGGGCCCGGUGAAGGAAACUUGGAAGAAAAAUGUAAACAGGCAGCACAAAUAGUCCUGAUUUCUCUCUUUGAACUGAACACUCCCGAGUUUACCAUGUUACUUGGUGCCUUGCCAAAAACAUUCCAGGAUGGUGCUACCAAGCUGCUGCACAACCACCUCAAGAACUCCAGUAACACCAGUGUGGGUUCCCCCAGCAAUACUCUUGGUAGGACUCCCUCUCGGCACUCCAGCAGCAGAACCAGCCCCUUGACUUCACCUACCAACUGUUCUCAUGGUGGGCUGUCUCCAAGUCGGUUCUGGGGUUGGAGUGCAGAUGGGCUGUCGAAGCACCCCCCUCCCCUUUCUCAGCCUAACUCCAUCCCCACCGCUCCUUCCCACAAGACUUUCAGACGCUCUUAUUCUCCCAGUAUGCUGGAUUAUGACACGGAGAACCUAAAUUCUGAUGAAAUCUACAGCUCUCUUCGUGGAGUCACAGAAGCAAUUGAGAAGUUUAGUUUCCGUAGCCAAGAGGACCUGAAUGAACCAAUCAAACGUGAUGGGAAGAAAGACUGUGACAUGGUGUCUCGAGAUGGUGGCCUUGCAGUACCUACCAGUGAUGUCCGAGGAGGCAGUGAUACUGUAGAAGGAGGAAGGAUGGCUCUAGAUAACAAAACCUCCCUACUUAACACACAGCCACCCCGCGCCUUUUCAGGGCCACGUGCUCGAGAGUAUAACCCCUAUCCUUAUUCUGACACAAUUAACACUUACGACAAGACUGCCCUCAAGGAAGCAGUUUUUGAUGAUGACAUGGAUCAGCUUCGGGAUGAAGUACCCAUUGACCAUUCAGAUUUGGUGGCUGAUCUUCUGAAAGAGCUCUCUAAUCACAAUGAGCGGGUGGAGGAGCGGAAAGGAGCUCUCCUGGAACUGCUGAAAAUUACAAGGGAGGAUAAUCUUGGAGUUUGGGAGGAACAUUUCAAAACCAUUCUGCUCUUGCUCCUGGAAACACUUGGAGACAAAGAUCAUUCAAUACGAGCCUUGGCACUGCGAGUCCUUAGAGAAAUUCUACGGAAUCAGCCAGCAAGGUUCAAAAACUACGCAGAGUUGACCAUCAUGAAGACACUGGAAGCACACAAGGAUUCCCACAAGGAGGUCGUCAGAGCUGCUGAGGAAGCUGCUUCUACCCUGGCAAGCUCCAUCCACCCUGAGCAAUGCAUCAAGGUGCUUUGCCCCAUCAUUCAGACUGCAGAUUAUCCAAUUAAUUUAGCUGCCAUCAAGAUGCAGACAAAGGUCAUUGAGAGGAUUUCCAAGGAAUCAUUGCAUCAACUCCUUCCUGAUAUUAUUCCUGGAUUGUUACAGGGUUAUGAUAAUACAGAGAGCAGUGUCCGUAAAGCUAGUGUAUUUUGUCUGGUGGCAAUUUAUUCAGUAAUUGGUGAAGAACUGAAACCUCAUCUCGCACAACUCACAGGAAGCAAGAUGAAGCUACUAAACUUGUACAUAAAGAGGGCCCAAACUACCAACAGCAACAGCAGCUCCUCUUCAGAUGUUUCAACGCACAGUUAAUGGAGAUAUGUGGACAUAUGUGUAGACUUAGAAGCAAUCAACGGUGCCUCUCAGAGACCUUUCUGCUACUCUUCACUGGCGCACUUCAUCAGCUAAAGGAGGCCAUGCAGAUAUUUAUUGCAAUCAGUAUUCUAGUCCCUUAAAGCUUUCAUGUAAAAACCUUACUGGUAUUGAAUGUAAAGGAAGCAAGGUCUGUGUUGCAGUCUUCAUUAAAAGUGAACAACAGAAAGCCAUACUUAAACAUAUUGUAUAGCCUGCUGAAAUCUUGGAAAUAUGUUUAGGUUAGCAUUCCAAAAGAGUCAAAAAACCUGGACACGCGUAAAAGUUAAACAAAUCUUGGUUUAGUUCAUACCCAGUUUUGGUUUCUGUGCGCUAGUUACUGCUCUUUCCCUGUGGCCGCAGCCUUUCUGGCUAGGAUCUCCUCUUACAAGUCCUGUGGUCCUGUUUUGUACUUCCUAUCGCAGCUUGCCUAAUGUGCAGGGUUCUCCACGAGGAGAUCUUUGCUGAUGUGGCUGUGGUUCCAGCCUCUAAUGCUUUAAUACUGAGAUAUCAAGUGAGUAAUGAAAAAGUAGGUUCUUUU